AUGGAUAGGUACAUUCGUAUACACCCGUAUGAUUCAUAUUUCGAGGAUGAUUUUGGAGCGGGUCCAGGAAAAUUAUCAUCGACAGCACUUACGAGACUAAAGUACUUUGAUGACGACGGAAAAGUUUCAUCUAGAAGUGGACGAGCCUGCGAGGAUUUAUCUAAGCCUCUAAGGUGA
Molecule: messenger RNA, 177 nt
Organism: Sclerotinia sclerotiorum 1980 UF-70
Lineage: Eukaryota; Fungi; Ascomycota; Leotiomycetes; Helotiales; Sclerotiniaceae
Exons: 2
Coding region: 1-177 (58 amino acids)
Source: RefSeq, a predicted model, not a curated record